AUGAAAGUGCUGGCAGCAAAAAGGGCGACGCAGCGGAGCUGUAUUUUGCCUAAGGCGUUGAGUUUGCUGCUGCUGCACCACAGCCCCGUAUGCAGAUGCCUACAGCAACGCCUCUCGACUCCUCCCAGCCACCAGCAACCACCAGCAGCGGGACCAAAUGCAGCAGCAGCAGCAGCAGCCCCAGCAGCAGCCCCAGCAGCAGCCCCAGCAGCAGCAGCAGCAGCCCCAGCAGCAGCAGCAGCAGCCCCAGCAGCAGCAGCACCAGCAGCAGCAGCAGCAGCAGCAGCAGCAGCAGCAAUAUACUUGGUGGUUGCAUGCAGCAAGUAUCAUGCCAUCGAAGACCCUGAGCUCGUGGAUGCCGACGCGCAGCCGCAGCACAUCCGCCGCCUCAGAGACAACCAGCAUACCUUGCACCUGCACAGACACCCCACACAUGCAUGCACGCAUACAGCAGCAGCAGCAGCAGCAGCAACAGCAGCAGCAGCAGCAGCAGCAACAGCAGCAGCAGCAGCAACGAAGGCAGAUACAGCUGAAGGUAAGAGAAAGGGAGCUGUAGGAGUUGUCUUUGUCAAUGCAAAUGAAAACAAAAGGAGACACAGAGACACAAAAGGAGACAAAAGGAGACAAAAGGAGACAAAAAAGGAGACAGAUGGAGACAAAAGGAGACAAAAGGAGACAGAAGAAGACAACAAGAGGAGACAGGAGACAGAAGAAGAAAACAAAAGGAGACAAAAGGAGACAGAAGGAGACAAAGGAAGACAGGAGACAGGCGGAGACAGAUGGAGAAAACAAAAGGAGACAAAAGGAGACAAAAGGAGAAAACAAAAGGAGACAAAAGGAGACAGAAGGAGACAGGCGGAGACAGACGGAGACAGUUGGUUUGUGUCUGACCCUGGAGACCCUGAGGACGUGGAGACAGCCGUUGAGGGGAGCGUGAGAGGCGCGGCCCCACACACAGAGCAGCAGGAACGUGCGUGGGGUGCGGCAGCACCAGCAGCAGCAGCAGCAGCAGCAGGUGUAGACCCUUCUGCUGCCUCUGCAGAAGACGCCUGCAACGAGCUGCUACCCCUGUUACUACCACUACCACUACUGCUGCUGCUGCUGCUGCUGCUGCUGCUGCUGCUGCUGGAGAGGCGCGGCCCCACACACAGAGCAGCAGGAACGUGCGUGGGGUGCGGCAGCUGGAGAGGCGCGGCCCCACACACAGAGCAGCAGGAACGUGCGUGGGGUGCGGCAGGAACGUGCGUGGGGUGCGGCAGCACAAACUUGCCCUCUACGCGUUUUGUUGUGGGGUUUAUAAACAAAACACAACUCGGCUCCUCGCGGCCAGCCUAG
Eimeria mitis is the source of this 1335-nucleotide messenger RNA. RefSeq lists its product as uncharacterized. The transcript is spliced from 5 exons. The record is from RefSeq and is a predicted model, not a curated record. NCBI's taxonomy places the organism in Eukaryota, Apicomplexa, Conoidasida, Eucoccidiorida, Eimeriidae. Bases 1 to 1335 code for a protein of 444 amino acids.